This is a messenger RNA of Closterium sp. Yama58-4, 3894 nucleotides long. The record is from the annotation of a GenBank genome assembly. NCBI's taxonomy places the organism in Eukaryota, Viridiplantae, Streptophyta, Zygnematophyceae, Desmidiales, Closteriaceae.
AUGUGCUCCGAUGCAACGAUGUCGGUCGACGCCUUAGCUCGUCCCGUCAUGGCUCCCCCCCCUAACCUGCCUGCUCCUGCGACUGUUCCCGCUGCUGACCUAACUCCGGCUUCUACUGCUGCUUCUGCGGAACUAAGUAAUCCGUUUCCCGCUUCUGCUGCUGCAGCUUACCCGACUGACACCAUUCCUGCUGCUACUAAGAGGUCAAGUAAUUAUUUUCCCGGCCCUGCUGCCACUCUAAACAGCUCUUUUUCUGCUACUGCUGCUUCCGACUUCCGCAAUCGCCGCCGCAGCUGGGACGCCGCGGAUCCGACCAAUCAGCGCCGCCUGCCGCUUCCGCCGCCGCACGCGGAGAUCGCCGCCAUGGCUUCGGGACGAGCUGCCGCGCAGGGGGAAGCGGCGCAAGGGGGGACGGCGCAAGGGGGAACGGCUCAAGGGGGAACGGCGGCGGCAGAGAGAAGCGGCGGAGGCGGAGGCGGAGGCGGAGGCGGGGGGAGACACCGACGAUUCGGGAGCUGGGACCUCACUGUCAGGUCCGCCGCCGCUGCCUCCGCAGCCGCCGCCGAAGCUCGGCCCACGGAGCAAGCGCCAGCGGCGGCUCGCCACGUGGCAAUUUUUGAGAGGUCGGCUGUAGCGCCAGAGGCGGGAGUGUGGGGAGGAUCAAACAGCUGUUCACGGCCGCCGUCGGCGCCAGCAUCGUCUGGACACGUGUCAGCUGCGUCUGGUUCUGAGGCGUCUCAGCAACAGUCGGCGCCAGCAUCUCCGGGACACGUGGCAGCAGCGUUUGGAGGAGCUGUGGAUGCCGCGGCGCGGACAACGGCAGGUUCUGCAGUAGCUGAAGCUCCUGAGCUUUCUGUGGUGUCUGCUGCUUCUGCAGUUGCUGACAUCACUGCCGUUUCUGCUCCUUCUUCGGCUCCUGCGGUUUCUGCUGCGUUAGUUCCUGCUCCUGCGGAUGGGAGCGCACGGGAACUGAUGGCACAGCAGCAGCCUAGUCGCUGGCACCUUCGGAGCCGAAUAAUGUCUAACGAGGUUUCUCGUCGCGAGGGUGGGGCGAGAGGAGUGCAGGAAGCCUCUACUACGGUGGGCGGCGGAGCCGAAAGCACCGGCGCUCCGGCUGACGUGGCGCUCUGUGCUGGCGCGAACGCGGAGUAUGCCUGUGCCAGCGUGGCAUCGUCCCACGUGGACAACCAGUCCACGUGGAGCUCUCCUGGCGCUCCCUUAUCGCUGCUCGACACCAACGGAAAGCCCUCUCAGAACGUGCCUUCCUCGCCCUGUGAGACUCCUGCAAGCCUCGGCUCGCCUUUAAAUGAGUACAACAAUAACGAGGACAAGGAAGGGAACGCAGAGGAGGACGGAGCAUACGCGAGUCCCAUGUCACCCGACGGCUCAGGCUCUUUCAGCGAAAGCGACAGCGGCAGUGAGUUACCAUCGACGGUGACCAAUGGGGUUGACUCUCUCGGCGAGAUGGAAACGGUCUCUCUGCUCAGCACCAGGACUUCUCAGUCGCUGCAUGGGUUUCAGGCCGAGUUGCGUCUGGGGUUGCAAAUUGAGUCGCAAAUUGAGUCGCAGACCGAGUCGCAGAGGGAGUCGCAUGUGGGCCGCUCUGCAAUCACCGCUCCCAGCACUGCCACCAGAUCCAGCACCAGAACUAGCACGAGACCUAGUAGCCGAUGCAGCAGGUCUAGUGGGUCCUCGGCUGGAGCACCCCGUGAAUCGCAUCAGGAUCGGACUGAACGCGCUGAUCGUGGUGGGUAUAGCAGCGGCUACGCCAGCGGUUAUGGCGGCGGGAAUGGCGGUGGUAGCAGCUACGGCGGGGUGUAUAGCGGCGGUAGCAGCUAUGGGGGUGGCCAUAUCCGCAGCUAUUCCGAAUCAUAUGGUGAAAGCAGUCGCUACGAUCAGGAGUCUGCAGCGAAGCUUCAGAGCCUGCGCGCGCUGCUCUGCCCGCACUUCCGGUUCUGCCCCAGCUGCGGUUACCAGCUCGUGGACGGGUCUACAGUAAACCGCGCGUUACAAGCACAUGCGUUACGGGAACAGCCUCCGUUACAGGAACGCGAGCUGGCGAAACGGCCGCCGGUGCGACCGAGCCUGGAGGAGCAGUCUUGGCAGCAGCAGCAGCAGCAGCAGCAGCAGCAGCAGCAGCAGCAGCAGCAGCAUUCAGAGCAGCAGCAGCUGCUGCUGCAGCAGCAGGAGCGACAGCACCCGCACGACCUUUGUUAUAAGAACAGCCCGCCCCGCGGCAGGUUCCAAGAGGCUGGUGACGCCUCUGUGCGCAGGCUCGUGCGUGCUGGAGGUGAGUUCAUCGACCCUCGUUAUAGUCACCCUGUUUCCCAUGCGAGCAGCCGCGGAACGGCAGCAGAACGAACACGAAAUGAGGGAGAGGACGAGGAGGAAGAGAAGGACGAGGAGAAGAGAGGGGAAAUGAAGGGGGUGGGAUUGAGCGGGGGAGGGGAGGUUGUGGGGGAGAAGGGAGGGGAUAAACUGGCUUUGCUGGUUACCGUGGUUGGGGCAGAUGGGAGGAGGCGACGGGCCGUUUUGGAAAUUAUGGGGCAAGGCGAGUUGGUGCUGAAAUCCCCAGGAGAGGAGGAGAAGCCCGAUCCUCCACAAAGGGAGGCUCGGGAACGCGAACCUGAAGGUCGGGGUGGUUCGGCGGACCGGGAGUAUGGAUUUGAAUAUUUACAAUCUGACAACUCCGAGGAGGAGAAAGAGCCUGCUGCUGGGGAGGCAGGAGAAGGGGAAGCGGUGACAGUGAUUGUGUGUGAUGGAGGGGAGGAGGAGGAGAGUGAAGCUGCUCAUGUAUAUGAGGAUUGCACAUCGGAGGAGGUUCAGCCCGUGAAUGAGAAUGCAGGGAUUGUAGCAGAGAAAGGGAAGUUGCCAAGGCAGGGGAUUCGUCAGAACCCCUUCCGACCCCCCCCAAGCCCCCGCACCCACCGCCGCAUCUCCUCCUGGGCAGAGGGCGGGGGAGCGGGCCCAACCGCGUACGUGCUGCGGCGGCCAUACAGGGAUCUGACGCGGUUGUACGAGGUGGGGGAGGAGGAGCUAGGUGUGGGGCAGUUUGGGGUGAUUCGCCUGUGUGUGAGCCGAGCGACGGGGGCUCUGCUCGCCUGCAAGACCAUCAGCAAGCAGAAGAUUGAGUCAGCAGAGGAUGCGGAGGACGUGAGGAAGGAGGUAGCGAUGCUGCAGCAGGUGAAGGGGCAUCCGAGCAUAAUUGAAAUCCACGAGGCAAUGGAGGACCCUCGGCACAUCCACAUUCUCAUGGAGCUCGCCCGGGGGGGAGACCUCUUCGACCGAAUCAAGCAGCGCUGGAGCAAGGAGAGCAAGGAAAGCAGGGAGACUGCACACAGGCGCGUGCUCGGAGGGGGGAGUGUGGAGGGGAGAGUGGGGUUUUCGGAGGAGGCGGCGGCGGUGGUGCUGGCGAGAGUGGUGGAGGCGUUGCAGUAUUGCCACUCGCAGGGGAUUGUGCACCGGGAUGUGAAGCCGGAGAACAUUCUGCUCAUGGACCGCGAGGACGACACGUGCGUCAAGUUGAUUGACUUCGGCGUCGCGGCGAGGUUCCAAGAAGGCACGCCACUCACGGAGUUUGUCGGCACACCCUACUACAUCGCGCCAGAAGUGCUGGCAGGCUCCUACGGGCCGGAAGCUGAUAUCUGGAGCGCCGGAAUCGUGCUGUACACUCUCCUCUGCGGCGCUCCUCCCUUUUUCGCCGACACUAACGAGGAGAUUUUUGAGGCGAUUCGGGAGAAGCCGUUGAAAUUUAAAGCUGCCCGGUGGAAGAAAAUCGGGACGGGGGCGAAGGAGUUGCUGAAGGGGAUGCUGGAAAAAGAUCCUUCAAAGCGCAUGUCUGCUGUGGAUGUUCUUGGACACCCAUGGCUACUAACCCAUUCCAGACACACUUGA